This is a messenger RNA of Coffea arabica (coffee), 643 nucleotides long. RefSeq names its product outer envelope pore protein 16-3, chloroplastic/mitochondrial-like. The record is from RefSeq and is a predicted model, not a curated record. Gene Ontology annotation, cellular component: chloroplast; TIM22 mitochondrial import inner membrane insertion complex. Lineage: Eukaryota; Viridiplantae; Streptophyta; Magnoliopsida; Gentianales; Rubiaceae. Gene Ontology annotation, biological process: protein insertion into mitochondrial inner membrane.
UCUGAAAUAGCCACUGCAGAUCAGUGCCAAGUCUGUUUGGCCAAAGUUAUGGAUCCGGCAGAAUUAAGGUACUUAGAAGAUGAAGAUACUCCGUUGAUGAAAACAAUUAAGGGUGCUACUUCAGGUCUAGUCGCUGGUACUAUAUGGGGAACCAUCGUUGCGACCUGGCAGGACGUGCCUCGUGUUGAGAGAAGAGUUGCACUUCCUGGGCUGAUCCGGACUCUAAAGAUGAUGGGAAACCAUGGGAUUACUUUUGCUGCCAUUGGUGGGGUUUAUAUUGGUGUAGAACAGUUGUUGCAGAAUUAUAGGAUGAAAAGAGACUUUAUCAACGGAGCUGUUGGUGGGUUUGCAGCUGGUGCUACUGUUGUGGGUUACAAAGGAAAGAGCAUUGCAACUGCACUAUCUGCAGGAGCUGCCCUUGCAGCCACUUCUGCUUUUAUUGACGUUGGAGGUCAGACCACCAGAAUAGAUAAUGGCAAGGAGUAGUACCCAUACACCACCAAGAAGAGGGCUAGUGCUGAUUAAGUCGUCUUGCUGAUAGGUGUGGAAGGCUGUUGGAACAUGUACAAGUGGAAGGAUUCAACUGUUUUUUAGUCUGCUGCUUUUUCUUUGUUAGGGGAUGGUCCAUACUCCUGGACUAUGU